Mesorhabditis belari is the source of this 906-nucleotide messenger RNA. Lineage: Eukaryota; Metazoa; Nematoda; Chromadorea; Rhabditida; Rhabditidae. The record is from the annotation of a GenBank genome assembly.
AUGGCUACACAACCAAGACCUAGAUUACUUCUACUGUUCAAAAUUUUGAUUUUUUCGAUGAUUUCUUUUUUUUUCUAUUGGAUAUUUCUAUCAAAUGAUGAAAGAAGAGAAGUUUUGGAUGCAGAGACUUCAAAAGAAAAUCUUUUCAUCGGUUGUCCACCGUUCAACUUUACAUGGGAUUCUCCUGCAGUUAUGCAAGCGCUAGGCAAUCGAACAAAUGCAAAAUAUCAAUGUAAACGAGAAAACGGAUUGACUUUGUCUGAAAACGGGAAAAUUCGGCUGAAUACAGAGUGGCCCAAUUACGAAAAUCACACCUGUGAAGCCAGUUGUGCCAUCCCGAAACAUCCGUACAACUAUACUCUUGGCCCGAAAUGCAUUGUUGGAAAGAAUUGUGAUAAAUUCAAUUGUGAUUUUAUUUUGGUGAACUGCUGGAGGAAUGGGGAACAUAUUCACAUCGAUGUGCAUAUUCAAAUCGUGGAGAAUAGUCGAGACCGCGAAAAGCAAUUCGAGAAUUUAUACAAAGCUUCGCCAUCAAAAGAACAAGCUCACCGAAGUGAUCUUUACCGUCCCGAUGUUGUCAUCUUCGUCAUUGAUUCUGUUGGCCGUUUUGUGGCAAAAAGGGAAUUGCAAGAAACCUACAAAUUCAUGACGGAUGAGCUGAAAGCUGUCGACUUCACUCAAUACACUCAAAGCGCUUUUGACAGUCGGAAAAAUGCGUUGGCAAUUUUUUGGGGCGAAAUCGGCGCAACAAUUGAUCGAACUGAAUAUGGUGGAACGAUUUUAAAAGAAAACAGUGGAUGCCGGAUUUACUACGAUGAUCGACCGAAUGUGCAGUUUGAGUACGAGACAGUGAACAACUUCUCAUCACUAAACACAAUGAAACGAUGUUGCUGGUUCGGGAGCCGU